Messenger RNA from Musa acuminata AAA Group (dessert banana), 827 nucleotides. RefSeq names its product cytochrome b-c1 complex subunit 7-2, mitochondrial. Gene Ontology annotation, biological process: mitochondrial electron transport, ubiquinol to cytochrome c. The coding region runs from base 133 to 462 and encodes 109 amino acids. The record is from RefSeq and is a predicted model, not a curated record. NCBI's taxonomy places the organism in Eukaryota, Viridiplantae, Streptophyta, Magnoliopsida, Zingiberales, Musaceae. The transcript has 5 exons.
GUGGAAAAAAAAGUAAGAGACAAAUAACUCUAGGGAUUUCUAGAGGUUCCCGUGUAGACGCAGUUGGUUUCGGCAGCGGUAGCGAAGGUGUUGGUGAUCGUUCUAUCGGUCGACCGGUCGACGGAUCUGACGAUGGCGUCGUCGUGGAUGCAGUGGCUCACCAACCCCCGCCGCAACUGGUUCGCGGCCCAGCACUACAAGGCUCUCUCCAAUCGCCUCAAGAAAUACGGGCUGCGCUAUGACGAUCUGUACGACCCGAUGUACGACCUGGACAUCAAGGAGGCCCUGGCGCGGCUCCCGCGCGAGGUGGUGGACGCCAGGAACCAGCGCCUCAAGCGCGCCAUCGAUCUAUCCAUGAAGCACGAGUACCUUCCCGAGGACUUGCAGGCAUUGCAGACACCUUUCAGAAGCUAUCUUAAAGAUAUGCUGGCUCUUCUUGGUGCAACCCGACUGAUGGUCUAAGGCUUUCUAAUGCAGUCCUUGUUCCCUUGCAUUGCCAUCGUGUGAAGAAAGAGAAUGCAGAGCGUGAGGCACUGGGAGCUUUGCCUGUUUAUCAGCGCACAAUUCCAUGAUAUAUCAAGCAAGAUCAUAUUUCGUCAAUGAAUUGUGACGAAAUACAAGAGCAGUGCCUGAAGUUAUUAGUGUUAUCUGUGACCUACCUUUCCUUCUACAAAGUCUUGUUGCGUUGGCUUGGGUCAAUCACAACUAGAUUUUUGUUUCACUUGUUGCUGGUGCCUUUCAAUCAUAUGUUUGUUAUGAGAUCGUCGAAUAAAUUAGAUGGUGUGAUGUCAUUAACUUAAAUUAAUUGAUGGUCUGAUUACUGUUAA